Prorocentrum cordatum is the source of this 2535-nucleotide messenger RNA. NCBI's taxonomy places the organism in Eukaryota, Dinophyceae, Prorocentrales, Prorocentraceae. The record is from the annotation of a GenBank genome assembly.
AUGGCGGAGUACAACGACUGGGGCACGGCGGAGUCGCCCAUGCUGGAGUCGCGGUACCACGGCAGCGGCGGCUGGGGCGCGGGGGCCUCCUCGGCGGGAGUGUCGCAGAGCGGGGAGGUGUCUUCCAGGCCCGCGCCGCUGCGCCUGGCGCUGGACCCCGCGGGCCUCGGCGGGGCGCUGCUGCUCCUCUCCGCCUGCGGCAACAUGCUCGAGGAGUUCGACCUCCUGAUGGAGGAGAACGCCAACAUGCUGGUGGCCGGCGGCGCCUACCGCUCCGCAGACAGGGCGCUGUACCGGACGGCGUCGAAGCAGGGGGCCAACUUGAUGGAGAAUUUCUUGCUCGGGCACGGCCUCCCUGCGGAAAGGAUACGCCGCCUGGACUUCAACAACGGCGUCAACAUCACGCCCGAGGAGGAGGUCCGCGAGUUCUUCCGCUUGCUGCCACCAGGGCAGCCCGCGCUGGUCUACUACUGUGGCCCAGUCACCCUGGAAGGGGAGUUCGCGCUGGUGUGGUACAACCAGGAGGACGAGCAGAACGUGGCGGUCAUCGACCCUGCGUUUCUGGUGCCCGACCCCGCUGCGCUUGGCGGCGACGUCUUCGUCGUGGCCGACGCCUCCUGCACCGCACGCUGCUGGCUGGCCCCGAGCCUGAGGGUCCAGGGCGUCGCCGCCUGGGCCGCGUCGGCUCGACGGGACGAGGGCGGCAUCCCCCCGCUGACGGCCUGGCUGACCGGCAGCCAGGCGCACGCCGCCGGGCCGCCCGAGGGGGCGCUGUUCUGGGUCCCGCCUGUCCGGGCGGCGCGCACGAGGGGGGGUCUUGCCCCUCUCGCCCCGCACCCCUCCUGCGCGCGGCCGGCCCUCUCCGGCCUGACCCGGCUGCCCGGCUUCGGCGAGCUGUUCCGGGGCCCGGUGCCCCCGCCGGAUAGGGCGGGGUCGCUGCUGUGGGAGUUGCAGCAACAGCUGGGCGCGGGCACCAAGCAGGAGCAGCUCUGUCUGGGCAGCACCGAGAUGGUCGCCAGGGGCGCCGCGCUGAUGCUCGCGAGCAUCCUCGAGGCGCACGGCGAGAAGGGGCCGUCGGCGCUCCUGCUGCAGGUGCUGUGGCUCCUCCACGUGAUGGUCGUGCACGCCCCCGCGGAGCGCUGGGUCGGCUCGCUGCCGCGGGCCCUCUCCGCGGUGCUGGCCGUGGCGGGCCUGCGGGGCUGCCCGGAGCCCGACGUGGCGACAUUGGGCCUCCUCCGAGCAGCGGUGCUCGGCCUGGCGGCCGCCUGCGCGAGCAAGUGCCCGCUGUGCAGGCAGCGGUGCUGCCGGGAGCACUGGGAGGACCUGCUCGUGAUGAGCGGCCAGGCGAUCGAGGGAGCCUUUGGAGAGGCAGCAACGCUGGCGGGCUGCCGAGUGGUGACGCAGCUGGCCAGCUUGCGCGUGCCCGAGAAGGACGAAGAGCUCUGGAUGGUGGACGGCUUGCGCAAGACGCUAUGGUCGCAGGAGUGGUGUCCGGACACGCUGCAGGCUCUGCUGUUCACCUCGCUGAACAGCACCAAGCUGAAGCUCCACCUCCUGAGCGGCAUCCGCUACGGCGAGUUCCGCGAGCUGUUGUCGCGCGCCGGGCCGGCGACGAAAGCCCAGAUACUGGCGCUCAUCCGCUCGGUCGUCGCCGUGGAGCCGCCCUCCCUGGCCGCGGGGAAGCUGAAGCCCGAGCUGGUGGACACUGUCAUCAUGCACCUGUGCGAGACCGAGCGCAUGGGCCUCGCAGCCCUGGGCGCCAUCGCGGUUGCGGACGAGGGGCUCGCGGAGCGCGCCGCGGAGGGGGGCGCCAUCUGCGCGGCCUGGGCGCUGAGCUGCGAUGGGCUCUACAGCGACCGCGCGGUGGAGCAGGAGGCGUUUGGGGAGGGGAGCGGACCGCUGCGCGAGCAGGCGCUGUUCUGCGCCUUCACGUUGCUUCGGACCAAGCCGCGGAUCGGGGCCCUGGCGGCCUCGAGCAUGUCGCGUGCGCUGCGCGAGGGCACCGCGGCGGGCGCGGAGGUGCAGCGCUUUGGGAUGAAGCUCAUGGGGCGCCUGGCGCAGACGAAGGAGGGUGCCGCCCUGGUGGAGCCCCACGCGGAGGUCCUGCUGGAGACGCUCGCUUCCCCGCACUGCCAGGUCGCCGCCGCCCUGGCGGGCUGCUGCGCGGUGGGCAACCUGCUCGCUUGCGCCCCCGCGUCGCGCGUGCGGCUGGCUGGCCAGCGGGUGAAGCUCGUGAAGGCUAUGCAGCGGCUCGCCGACGCCGCCCACGCGCGGGGCGAUGACGAGGCCCUCGCGCAGCGCGAGGAGAUCCUGCGCUGGUCCCGCGUGUUCGUGGAGACGCUGGGGGGCGAUUGGCGCAGGCACGCCGGAGGCCCCCGCCCGGCGCCGGAGGCCGGCGAGCCCGUGCCCGAGCCGCCGAGGUCCGAGGCCGACAGCGACGAGUUCUGCGUCCACGACAGCGGUUCGGCGAGUGCAAGGGGGCGAAGAAGGACCAGGGCGGCCCCAAGGGCAGGGCGGCCACCACGCAGGACCUGA